GCGACUCGAACCUCUCCCUCAAACGCCCAACAUGCGCAUAGAAGAACUCGUCCUCGAAGGCUUCAAGUCGUAUCCUGUACGAACUCAGAUAACGGGCUGGGAUUCCUCCUUCAACGCGAUCACCGGUCUCAAUGGCUCCGGCAAGUCCAACAUCCUCGACGCGAUAUGUUUCGUUCUGGGUAUCACCAACAUGUCCUCAAUGCGCGCGCAAAACCAGCAGGACCUCAUUUACAAGCGUGGGCAAGCAGGCAUCACAAAAGCAAGUGUCACCAUCGUGUUCGACAACUCUGAUCGCUCGACUAGUCCUGUCGGACUGGAGAACUGUAAGCAAAUUACUGUUACGCGCCAGAUCGCUCUUCCGAACAUAUCUAAAUACCUCCUCAACGGACACAAGUCCCAGCAACACACCAUUCAGACCCUAUUUCAGAGCGUGCAGCUCAACAUCAACAACCCUAACUUCCUGAUCAUGCAAGGGAGGAUCACCAAGGUACUCAACAUGCGGCCACAAGAGAUUCUCGGCAUGGUGGAGGAGGCCGCAGGCACACGCAUGUUCGAAGAACGGAAGGACAAGGCCAAGAAGACAAUGGGCAAGAAGGAGAAGCGCGUGCAAGAGAUCACCUCGCUCCUCGCGGAAGAGAUCGAGCCGAAGCUCGACACCCUGCGAGAGGAGAAGCGUUCUUUCUUGCAGUGGCAGAAGUCGUGCUCGGAGCUAGAGCGCAUCGGGCGCGUGUUGCGUGCAUGGGAGUGGACGGAGGGUCAUGAACGCGUAGCGAAGAAGGAGGCGGAGAUUCAGGCGAAGGAGAAGGAGACGAAGAGUGUGAAGAAAGGGAAGGAGCGUUGCGGGAAGGAGAUCGAAGCUGCCGAGAGGGAUGCCAAGGAGGUUGAGGCUCAGCGGGAGAAGGAGCUCCGCAAGGGGGGCAAGUUCAAACAGCUCGAGGAUGAGGUCGCAGAGUUGGGGAAGGUCCUCGUGAAGAUCAAGACUCAGGUCGAGAUCAAGAUGGGCACCAUCACAGACGAGGAAGAGAGAAUCAAGGAGCUAGAGAACGAGCUCGCCGAGUUGACAGAAAACCUCGCUCAGAAGAAAUCUCAGGUCGAGGAGUUGACGGCAGCACAUUCGAACGUGAAGGAUACGCAGACAGCGCUGCAGACGGCUCUUACGAACUCAGAAGAGCUGUUACAGACACUGCUCACGGGUUUGACAUCCAAAGGAACAAGCAACUCUGGCGGUGGCUACAUGGGGCAGCUCGCAGACGCGAAGGCCCGACUGGCGCAGGCCAACACCGAAGAAGAGCAGGGCAAGCAGAGGCUUGUCAUGAGUCAGAAAGAGCUCAAGACGUUAGAGUCGCGGUGGAAGGAGGUCGAGCGCGAAGCAGGUGAAGGGCAGAAGCGGCUCAAGGCCAUGCAAGCCGAAGUCGAGAGUUUCCGGAGCAAGGUCGCCCAGGCUGGAUGGAGCCAGGAGAAGGAGCAUGAAGGCGAGCUAGCGCUGAGAAACGCCAAAGCGGAAGUCCGGCAGGUGACGGAGGACCGUGAUAGAGUGAGGAAUCGAGUGUCAAACUUGGACUUCGAGUUCACUUCACCGUCACCGAACUUCGACCGCACCAAAGUCAAGGGCCUUGUAGCGAACCUCGUCUCCUUGAGGCAGGAGGAUUAUAACAAAUCUACCGCUCUCGAGAUCACAGCAGGUGGUAGGCUUUAUAACGUAGUCGUGGCCACCGAGCAGGUCGGCAAGGAGCUUUUGCAGAACGGUCGGCUGAAGAAGCGCGUUACUAUCAUCCCGUUGAACAAGAUCGAUAGCCGCACGAUAUCUGCCUCAAAAGUCCAAGCCGCAAUGAGACUUGCCCCUGGCAAAGUUCGUCUCGCCAUGGAGCUCGUCGGUUAUCCUGAUGAAGUCGCCAACGCCAUGGCAUUCGUGUUCGGCAAUACCCUCAUCUGCGACGAUGCGGAGUCUGCCAAGCUGGUGACCUUCUCUCGAGAAUUAGGUGGCGUCCGAUCUGUAACCCUCGAUGGCGACGUCUACGACCCCUCGGGCAUGCUCAGUGGUGGUUCGGCGCCAAGUGGCAACGGCACUCUCAUCAAGGUUCAAGAAUUACUGGAAGUCGAGGGCAAGCUAGGUGAGGCGCGUGGCCGGCUUCAGAUACUCGAACAGCAAGAGCAACGGGACAGGGCAGGCCGAGAGAAGUGGAAGAGUCUUGCACGGGAGCUUGAGAUCAAGGAGCAUGAAAUGCGACUCCUUGAGGAGCAAGUCGGUGGCAGCAACGCGGCGAGGGUUGGCGCUGAGGUCGAGAAGAUGAAGGCCAACAUCGCAGAGCUCGCUGCUGCAGUAGAGACCGCGAAGCAGAAGCAGAAAGACGGCAAGGAUGAGAUCAAGAAGCUCGAGAGGGAUAUGGACGAGUUCAAGAACAACAAAGAAGGAAAGAUUGAGGAAUUAAAGGCCGAUGUGUCGAAGCAGAAAGCAGCUCUCCAGAAACACUCAGUGACGGUGAAGACCCAGCAGAAGGAACUUCAAACCGCCUCCUUGGAGCUUGAGCAACUUGAAAAGGAUAUUGAGUCCUCAAACGAGAAUAUCGCUGAAGCACGAGCUGGCGUGGACAAGCUUGGACGAGAGUUGGAGAAACUCAAGAAAGAGCUGUCGAAGAGCGAGGACUCCUUCAAGAAGGCAGAACGGAAGCUGCAGGAGGAACGUGCUACCUUGUCGCGUUUCGACAACGAGAUCAAGGAGCUCGAGCGUGUGGUGAAGGAGAAGAAACAAGCCAUCGUGGACGCGGAUUUGCAACUGAAGAAACUUGAACACGACUUGCAGGCCCUUGCGAAAGAGAAGACGGCCGCUACCAACUUCAUCGCCAACCUGGAGAAACAGUACGACUGGAUUGUUGAAGAGCACGAGUCUUUCGGCAAACCCGGCUCUCAGUAUGACUUCACGGACGUCGACAUCAAUCGCCUGAGAGAGAAGGCGAAGGAGAUCGAGUCGCAACAGAAGGGCAUGAAGAAGAAAAUCAACCCGAAGGUCAUCAAUAUGAUCGAUACCGUCGAGAAGAAAGAAGCGGCGCUGAAGAAGAUGCUCGGAACUGUACUGAAGGAUAAAGAGAAAAUCGAACAGACCAUUGAAGAGUUGGAUCGCUACAAACGUGACGCUUUGGAGAAGACAUGGAGUAAAGUGAAUGGUGACUUUGGUGGCAUAUUCGCUGAAUUGUUGCCGGGGAACUUUGCCAAGCUGCAACCUCCGGAAGGCCAAGAUCUAACGCAAGGCCUCGAGGUUAAGGUACAACUAGGCUCGGUCUGGAAGCAAAGUCUCACAGAGCUAAGCGGUGGACAGCGUUCGCUCAUCGCACUUUCCCUCAUCAUGUCGCUACUGCAGUUCAAGCCCGCCCCGAUGUAUAUCCUCGACGAGAUCGACGCCGCGCUCGAUCUCUCUCACACGCAGCACAUCGGGCAACUCUUCCGGACAAGGUUCAAGGGCUCGCAGUUCAUUGUAGUUUCGCUCAAGGAGGGACUGUUCACGAAUGCGAACGUGCUCUUCCGAACGAGGUUCCGCGACGGCACCUCGAUCGUCGAACGCACUGCACAGCGGUCGACCUCUUCACUCUACUCAGCAGGAGAUGGCGAAGACGACGAUGGGCGAGCACCGCGGCGCGUGCGUGCUGGACGGUAGUGUUGUGUGAGCAUAUGUACUCUGUAGCUUGUGUUGUAUUGUUUCCUGUUCUACUAUCCUCCUGGUGUAUCGCUUGCCCCGUAACUUAUUGAUAUUGGCGGUUGUGUUGGCUCUUAG
This is a messenger RNA of Fomitopsis serialis, 3766 nucleotides long. RefSeq names its product condensin complex subunit SMC2. Gene Ontology annotation, cellular component: chromosome. The transcript has 16 exons. The coding region runs from base 32 to 3649 and encodes 1205 amino acids. Gene Ontology annotation, biological process: chromosome organization. Lineage: Eukaryota; Fungi; Basidiomycota; Agaricomycetes; Polyporales; Fomitopsidaceae. The record is from RefSeq and is a predicted model, not a curated record. Gene Ontology annotation, molecular function: protein binding; ATP hydrolysis activity; ATP binding.